GCGCCCUUUGCGUCGGAGCCCCGGCAGGAGGCGCUUCCGGCCAUUCAUACUUCCCGGCUUUCGGCGCUCCGUUGUCGGGGUCUCUGCACUCUCGGACCGAAAGGGCGACUGCACCGCUAGGAUGAAGCUCGUGAGAUUUUUGAUGAAAUUGAGUCACGAAACUGUAACCAUUGAAUUAAAGAAUGGAACACAGGUCCAUGGAACAAUCACAGGUGUAGAUGUCAGCAUGAAUACACAUCUUAAAGCUGUGAAAAUGACCCUGAAGAACAGAGAACCUGUACAGCUGGAAACACUGAGUAUUCGAGGAAAUAACAUUCGCUAUUUUAUUCUGCCAGACAGCUUACCUCUGGAUACACUACUCGUGGAUGUUGAACCAAAGGUGAAAUCUAAGAAAAGAGAAGCUGUUGCAGGAAGAGGCCGAGGCCGAGGCAGAGGAAGAGGACGCGGCCGAGGCAGAGGAAGAGGGGGUCCUCGGCGAUAAUGUCUCUCAAGAUUACUGUUUCAAAGUGAUGUGUGAUUUGGGAUCUUUUUUGUACAGGUUUUGUUCGUUUUAUGUCAGUUUUUAAUAAACAUAAGUGUUUGACAGUU
Molecule: messenger RNA, 588 nt
Organism: Equus quagga
Lineage: Eukaryota; Metazoa; Chordata; Mammalia; Perissodactyla; Equidae
Gene: SNRPD1
Product: small nuclear ribonucleoprotein D1 polypeptide
Exons: 4
Coding region: 122-481 (119 amino acids)
Biological process (GO): RNA processing; spliceosomal snRNP assembly
Cellular component (GO): U1 snRNP; commitment complex; precatalytic spliceosome
Molecular function (GO): RNA binding
Source: RefSeq, a predicted model, not a curated record